AUGUCUACCAUCAGCACAUCCGACCUCCUCCCCCUCCGCAACUCUCGAAAGCGCAUUCCACGUCUGGGAUUCGGCGUGUACCGCACCCACGGCCCAGAGAGCGAACAGGCGAUAGCAACAGCACUGAAAGCAGGCUAUCGGCUCAUCGACACCGCGCAAUUCUACGGAAACGAAAACGAAGUCGGCCAAGCAGUGGCACAAUCGGGCCUUGCGCGGGACGAUGUCUUUAUUACAACCAAGAUCAUGACACCCGCGGGAUCGCCGGAAGCAACGUAUCAAAAGCUCGUUGAUAGUGUGGACAAGAUUGCUGGCAGCGACGGGUAUGUGGAUUUGUUUCUCAUUCAUAGCUCGAGUUCGGGCCCAGCCGGACGUAAGCAACUGUGGCAGGCGUUGGAAAAGUUGCAUCAGGAGGGGAGAACGAAGAGUAUUGGGGUGAGCAACUACGGGGUUCAGCAUAUUGAGGAAAUGAAGGCGUAUGCCAAGAUCUGGCCGCCGGAUGUCAAUCAGAUUGAGCUCCAUCCAUGGUGCCAGCAGCGCCGGAUCGAAAGAUAUUGCAAAUCCAACGGUAUCAUCGUCGAAGCCUACUGCCCGCUAGUUCGCGGAAACAAAGUGAACGACCCUACGCUUGUUGGCCUAGCCAAGAAGUACGGAAAGAGCACGCCCCAGGUGCUGGUCCGAUAUGCGCUACAAAAGGGGUGGGUUCCGCUGCCAAAGAGCAGCAAUCCCGAGCGCAUCGCCGCCAAUGCCGACGUGUACGAUUUCGACAUAAGUAAAGACGACAUGGCGACUCUGGAUAGCUUAGACCAGGGUGACGCCGGGGCGGUAGUUGAGGCUGUGAUCGACGACUAA
This is a messenger RNA of Talaromyces rugulosus, 849 nucleotides long. RefSeq lists its product as uncharacterized. The coding region runs from base 1 to 849 and encodes 282 amino acids. NCBI's taxonomy places the organism in Eukaryota, Fungi, Ascomycota, Eurotiomycetes, Eurotiales, Trichocomaceae. Gene Ontology annotation, molecular function: oxidoreductase activity. The record is from RefSeq and is a predicted model, not a curated record. The transcript has 2 exons.